UGGAGUUGCACAUCCUACCCAUUCCAACAGACAUGGACACCAAGAUUGUAGUUUUCACUUGCUUUGUGGGCGCCGUGACCGCUGGAGUGCUCGCGCCGCUGCCAGCCGCUCGAUUGGAUCCAUUCCCACAAUACUCGUAUGGAUAUGACGUACAGGACGCGCUUACAGGGGAUUAUAAGGGACAUCAGGAGCACAGGAACGGAGACUUAGUCACCGGAUCGUACACGGUUGUUGACCCCGAUGGAACUAGAAGGAUAGUCGACUACGCCGCAGAUCCCCUCAAUGGAUUUAAUGCAGUAGUUCGCCGAGAACCUCUGCUGGUGACUUCCCCCGCGCGAGUGGUAGCGCCUGCUCCCGUAUUGGCACCGGCAUCAGCACCACUAGCAGCAGCACCGCUAGUCGCCCCCGCACCACUGUACUCGCGCGCGCCGGUGUUCGCUCCUGCACCAGCACCACUUUUAGCGCCUAGGCUACCUAGCCCCUAUUUCUUUUAGGUGAAAAUUACAAUUUUGUUAGUUAUAAGUUUUAUCUUUGUAAAACAUUUUUUACAAUAUUGUUAUUUAUGUUUCGUAU
Hyposmocoma kahamanoa is the source of this 573-nucleotide messenger RNA. It is a transcript of the gene CPR69, whose product is annotated as larval cuticle protein A2B-like. Gene Ontology annotation, cellular component: extracellular matrix. The transcript has 2 exons. The coding region runs from base 33 to 494 and encodes 153 amino acids. The record is from RefSeq and is a predicted model, not a curated record. NCBI's taxonomy places the organism in Eukaryota, Metazoa, Arthropoda, Insecta, Lepidoptera, Cosmopterigidae.